UCGAGAAGCCCACGUGACCCGGAAGCGCUCGCCUGCCGGCGCACGACCGGCGUCUAGGUUGCUCCGUGACUACCGCGCGCCCGCGCUCGCUCCCGGCUCCGGUGCCGCGCUGUGCGGCCGCGCGCUUUGGUCGGCGGCCAUGUGUUCGCUGGAGGCGGGGAACGGCCAAGGCGCCGAGCUGGGGCCGGAGCCCCCGGAGCUGUCGGACAGCGGAGACGACGCCGGCUGGGAGGACGAGGACGCCGAGCCCGCGCACGGCCGGCAGCACACGCCCUGCCUGUUCUGUGACAGGUUGUUUGCAUCCGCUGAGGAAACAUUUUCACACUGUAAGUUGGAGCAUCAAUUUAAUAUUGAUAGUAUGGUCCAUAAACAUGGACUUGAAUUUUAUGGAUACAUUAAACUAAUAAAUUUUAUUAGACUUAAGAAUCCUACGGUUGAGUAUAUGAAUUCCAUAUACAACCCUGUGCCUUGGGAGAAAGAUGAGUACCUGAAGCCAGUAUUGGAAGAUGACCUUUUGCUUCAGUUUGAUGUAGAAGAUCUUUAUGAGCCAGUGUCGACUCCCUUCUCAUACCCCAAUGGACUCAGUGAAAGUACAUCCAUUGUGGAGAAAUUGAAGCACAUGGAGGCACGGGCGCUGUCUGCUGAGGCUGCAUUGGCUCGGGCGCGCGAGGAUCUGCAGAAGAUGAAACAAUUUGCUCAGGACUUUGUGAUGAACGUAGAUGUCAGAACCUGCUCCUCCACGACUGCCAUUGCAGACCUGCAGGAAGAUGAGGAUGGUGUCUACUUCAGCUCCUAUGGGCAUUAUGGGAUACAUGAAGAAAUGCUAAAGGACAAAGUCCGCACAGAAAGCUACAGAGAUUUCAUAUACCGAAAUCCACACAUCUUCAAAGAUAAGGUUGUUCUGGACGUUGGGUGUGGAACUGGAAUUCUCUCCAUGUUUGCUGCCAAAGCUGGGGCAAAGAAAGUGAUUGCAGUUGAUCAGUCUGAAAUCCUCUACCAGGCUAUGGAUAUUAUAAGACUAAAUAAACUUGAAGAUACCAUUAUACUAAUCAAAGGAAAGAUUGAAGAAGUGAGUCUUCCUGUAGAAAAGGUGGAUGUUAUUAUAUCAGAGUGGAUGGGCUAUUUUCUUCUUUUCGAGUCGAUGUUGGAUUCUGUCCUUUAUGCAAAGAGCAAAUACUUGGCAAAAGGAGGAUCAGUCUACCCUGACAUUUGCACCAUCAGCCUAGUGGCCGUGAGUGAUGUGAGCAAGCAUGCUGAUAGAAUUGCCUUCUGGGAUGACGUCUAUGGCUUCAACAUGUCCUGCAUGAAGAGGGCGGUUAUUCCAGAAGCUGUUGUGGAAGUUGUAGAUCACCAGACUCUUAUUUCAGACCCUUGUGGUAUCAAGCAUAUAGAUUGCCACACUACAUCUAUCUCAGACUUGGAGUUUUCUUCAGAUUUUACCCUGAGAAUCACAAAGACAGCCAUGUGCACGUUUUACAAGAGGUCCAAGAACAACUGUAGAAGUUGACUUUCCUUCCACCAUGAGGUUUCUGGGGAUUGGAGUCAAGUCAUCAGGCUUGAUGAAAAGUACCUUUGCCCUCUGAGCUACCUCAUCAUCCCAAAGAGGUCUGUUUCUAUAAACUCAGCAACCUUUUCGGCCACAGAAGUUGCAUAGGUCACAGCAGAAGUGCGUUCAUAUGCGUGUGUAAGAAUAUUUAUUCCAGCCUUCUUGUUGCCCCAAACUGCAGAGAAUCCAAGCACUUAACAGAGCAAACAGGGUAUUUAAAUGUGGUAUUUAACAUUAACAGGUAUUUAACAGGGUAAAUCAAUGUGAUGAGAACAUAGCAAUGAAGAAAGCAUGUGUGGCCACAAUAUGCAUGAGUCUCGGGAGUGUAAAGUUCACCCCAGAACAAAGGGAACACAGAGGAGAAAGUUUCAUUGUAUGAAUUUUAGGUUAAAUUAACAUGAUUUUUAAGACCAGGGGAUGUGGUGGAAGGGGAAGGGGAGCGAAGUUCCCAGUCAGGGAGUGGGUCAUUUGAUCAGUGCAUGCUGUAUGCAUAUACAGAAGUAGCUUCUGCUCGACCCCAUUGGUAUGAACAGGUAACAUGUUCAUCUUUAGGAAGGAAGUCUAGCUUGGCUGGAACAUGUAGACCGUAGCAUUUGCAGAGGUGGAGAGCCUUCCCGAUCAUCUGCUGCCCUGUGCUUCCCUCUUAACACAAUGAGAAGUGAGUAAGAUGCUCUGUCAGCCCAGUGAUGUGGUGAUAGCGGCACUUGGAAAAGAGCUUUGCUGGAUAGAGAGCUAAAUGGACCAGAGUGGGUGCAGGCGCCUGGUGGGUAGGCUAGCCCAGUAUAGCCAAGAAAUGACCAUGAUUGACGUGAGCGCUUUAGAAAGGAGGUGAUGGGAAAGUGAACACAGAUGGGAACUAACUAGAGAUGAAACCAAGAGAAUGAAAUCAGUAGAGGGGAUGAGAGAGGGUGACAUAAACCCACAGGACCGGAAGUCAUAAAGUCACAGAGACGGAUCCUUGGGUGAAGUGUGAAGUACUGCAGCACUGAGACAACGGAGACAUAGACUGAGGCAGGGAUCCAGUGCUCAGCUGCUGAUAGUGCCCUUUGCCUGCGUAAGUGCUCUUGGGUGGCCUGCCAAGUAGGGCUUGCAUCUCUUCUGGUCCCAAUAACCAUUUUGCGUCACGACAUUUUGAAA
Peromyscus leucopus (white-footed mouse) is the source of this 2683-nucleotide messenger RNA. RefSeq names its product protein arginine methyltransferase 3 (gene Prmt3). Gene Ontology annotation, cellular component: nucleus. Gene Ontology annotation, biological process: peptidyl-arginine methylation. Bases 140 to 1507 code for a protein of 455 amino acids. Lineage: Eukaryota; Metazoa; Chordata; Mammalia; Rodentia; Cricetidae. The transcript has 14 exons. The record is from RefSeq and is a predicted model, not a curated record. Gene Ontology annotation, molecular function: protein-arginine N-methyltransferase activity.